This is a messenger RNA of Armigeres subalbatus, 3105 nucleotides long. Its product is annotated as myb-like protein I. NCBI's taxonomy places the organism in Eukaryota, Metazoa, Arthropoda, Insecta, Diptera, Culicidae. The transcript is spliced from 6 exons. Bases 576 to 2696 code for a protein of 706 amino acids. The record is from RefSeq and is a predicted model, not a curated record.
GGCUCACCUCGCCUCCGUCGUCGCAUGGGAGGUUGUUAGAAAAGCUUUGGAGAAAUUCAGCCAUUCAACAGCAGUGCAGUAGUGGUGGCAAGGCCGUGCGUCUUCGUUGUCUAUCAUUUCUUUUUUCAAUAAUAAAUAUAAUUUACGAUCAGGUGCGAGUCAGUGGGGGAAGGGAUAUCAACAGUAGCAGAGUUCGUUACAAUCGAAAUACAUAUAGUGCGAGCGAAUCACUGAGCAUAAAAUCCACUGUUUUGGUUAGAUCUAUCUAUCGUCAAUAACUAGCCAUUCUGCUGUCGUUCAUCGGAAUGUAAUUGUAGCUAGUGGUAGUGCCGCAGUUGUUCAGCAUAGAAGGAAGAUAUCUGCCCUCAGAACUGGUGGCAGUAAAUUUUACAUCGCGACCUGCCGUAGGGCGACUGUGUGGUUCGUGUCGUGUGGAAGCUAUCUAACUCGCGAAAGGAUUCUCGUACAUAAACACACCGCCAGGGCGUAUUUCUUCCACCAACCAACGUCGCUUUCUCCGUUUCAUCAAAGCCUGUCAAAUUUCGGUUACAUUCGACGGGGAAUAAAACAAGAAUAUGUCUACGAGCCGUUACUUAAACUGGUCGCGACCGUCACCCGGUAGGCAUCAUCCGCUCCGAAAGCAGGUUUCCUGCUUCGAGUCUUUCUCCUACGGCGGUGGGAGAAGUCUGUCGGUAAAUAAUCUCGCCACCUCAGAGUCUACGGACAAGAGCGUCGAUUUUGCCACUUUCGUAACGGCUGCCAUUAUUCACAAAAAUCGUUUUCAAAAUUUCCACACUUACCAUCAGGCACACAGUCGCGGACCCGUGAUCAUAUCGGCUGUAUCGGGUGGCACCGACGGAAGUGGCACAUCAACGACACUCGGUUCCGACGGACCUCCGAGGGCAACACCGCGUCGGCGGCCUGCCAGUGCUCACACAUCAUCUUCGUUGUCAACAUCUCGAUCGAGGGCAUCCGUCCUAUCCGGGCCUUCGACGAUGGCAAGGAAAGUCAGUGCCCACGAGGGUCGAAAGGUGCUGACCAAGCAGCUUUCGCUGGACCAUCCAAACGUGGCCAGUGGACCACCUGCGGGCCAUGCAUGGGCUACGCCCGCCAGUCGGACGGCAUCUGUCUGUGGAUCCGGUCCGGUUGCAGUGGAGGAUCAAUACCACGGGCCAGCGAAGACAUGUGCGAGUUCCGGCAUCAAGAAACGACCGACUGGAUUAAGCGUGAAAAAUGACGCUGAACCGAUCGAAAGUAUCAAAAAAGCCCUAAAGCAGGGCAAGGACUCGCGCAUCAACAUCAAGAUCUUCCUCGGCCAAUCCGUUCAGCAGGAUUCAUCCGAUACCGGCCACAGUGACACGGAAAGUUCCCCAAACCAAUCGCAGCAACACCAUCGAAGCCAGAAUCAGCAAACCCAUCAACAACAACAACAACAGCAGCAGCAAAGCAAUCAGAAGGCGGAAGCGGAAAACUCGCAACCUGAACUCGAAAGCAAACCAAAACAACCACAGCCAUCUUCUUCAACCAUCUCCUCUGGUGGCGGUCGUAGCUCCUCGCUAGCCCAACGUCGAGCUCAGUUUCACGCCAGCCGUCAACAUUCCGAAGCCGCUGAGCGACGCCCGCCCCUGGUGCGGGCUAUGUCAGCCCCGAUCCGACCCAUAGACACCGAUUCAAAGUUCCUACAAAGUAAGAAGAAAUCACGGAAGAAGAAGAUUUUGCGUGAACGAGACGAGAUCAACGAGUGCGAUGAGGACGACUUCGACGAGGAAACCCUCAAGCUCAACGCAGCUAACAGCAAGAAUACGCUCGCUGUUGCCGGUCAACGAUCACGUUCGGUGCUAGGCGGAGCGUGCGAUAUCGAAACGCUCGUUUCGUUACUCAGUUCCGGCGGAAGCGAUUCCGAAAAGGAGGAUACCGUGCCCACGGAGAGCGUGGAUCUCAACAACUCCUCGACAAUAAACUACAACUCGGUGCUGAAGUUACGUGCACCAAUGCUCAAAAAGGCCGGCAAGUCGGUUUCUUUCCAGGAGACCGAACUGAAGCAAUCCGCUGGACUCAACCGGGACUAUUAUCAACCGGGUCAUCGAAAGCCACCGUCACUGCAACCAUUUGCCAAUCGUAUCAGGAGAAGCCAACAACUGGCCAACACGUUGAAUGCAUUUCAAAAGAAGAAAAAUUUAACCGAAAAUAACAAAUCGGACGACGAAAAGGAUGCCCACAGCGAUGAUGAGUCCAAAGAAGUAACCGUCCCCACGAACCGUUCUAACCAAGCAUCGCAUGUGACGAAAACGAAUUCCACAGCCUCUGGGGCUCCCGGUGACGGUAACGGCGGUGAUGGCGAUUCUGGAAACCAGGAUCUGGUAGAUGGCCAAACGCCGAAGGAACGUGAAUGCUAUCGCCUCUUCAAGAAAAUGUCCAAUAUGGGCCUUUCCGUUUCGUACGAUACGAUCCUACGGGGAAUGUUGACACCGACCGAGCUCAGAGUGCUGCAGAAACAGAAAUCCAAAUUACAGAAGCAGCAGGAGUCGCGUCAGAACAGUAGCGAAACGGAGACCAACGACAGUAGUGACAAUAGUAAGAGCGAUGGCCCACCUGGAAUGGGUGGUUUCGUUGGUGAUAAUAGAGCGGAGUUGGGGGUGGUUGCUGAUGGGCCUCCACCAGUUUUGGUUCUGGAACAAACGGUAGCCGUGGAAUAGAUUGGCUGCAGUAGUCAAAGCAACAACAGAUCCCGCCUCGGGAUCGCCAUGAUAGAUUCAAUGUAGAUUCAAGCAAGGAUAUUUGGUUUGGUCAACAAACUGUGAUAGCAGAACAAAAGAAAACUGGAUACUCGUUUGGGUACAAAAACAUUGGUAACGAAGUUACGAUGCACCUAUUAUUGAAGCGCACAUCAGAACGAACAGAGUUUAAAGCAUGUUGGUAACAGAAACAGAGAUUUGUUUGAUUUUUCUAUAUGUAACAGAGGAAAGAGUCAGUAUCAAUUCGUUAACCAAACCCUCAAUAAACCAAUGAAGGCACAGUUGAAACUCACAUUGUUAGGCAUACUUUGCUUUAGGAGGCAAUAGAAGGCACUACGAAUAAAGAUAAUGCAUGACCCAAUAGAGUGAA